Cyanistes caeruleus (blue tit) is the source of this 5123-nucleotide messenger RNA. NCBI's taxonomy places the organism in Eukaryota, Metazoa, Chordata, Aves, Passeriformes, Paridae. The record is from RefSeq and is a predicted model, not a curated record.
UUAUAAAUACAUUUCAGGUUUCUUUCUAGAUUACUUUUUAUCUAGCUGCUUAUAUCCCAAUGUAAUGCACUUCAUUAGGCUAUUUUCAGGAUGCAUUGCUAUUUCAUCUUUUCCAAUGCAAUCUCAUCUGGGACUUCGGUGUCCUGUCACACCCUGGGUAGCUGUUGUGGUCAUUUAACACACAAUUAAUAUGGUUAUCUAUAACUGUGAUCCAAAAGUAUUCACUAAUGAAACUGCUACUGCACAAAAGAUGAGAACAAUCAUCAAUAUGGAAGGGCCAGGCUGUUGUAAAAGGGGAAUGAGAGAAAGAGCAGAGAUUGAAAUAACAUGGGAAUACCGUAUAGGAAUGCAAAAUGCAGCACUAAAUGGGAACAGUUCUGUAGUAUUUUAAAAUGCUUUCCUUUGGAUAUUUACUUUAGUGGACCCCGCAGGUCUGUUUAACAGGCCUUAUUGACACAUGUAAAACUGUCUAUAGGAUUUUUUUGUAUAUUAUGAUCUAAAUGUUGUCUUGGGUUCAGUGCUUAAAGUUGUGGGAACAGUCAUGGCUCUUUCUGGGAGAUAGCACCUCUGGAGUGAGCAGCUUCCUGACUUGAAUAGUUUGGAAUAAGUUCACCAGUUUUACUUCUGUUCCAUAAGAAGGCAAAGAAGAUGGUAGGGGCUCUUUUAGAGAAGACUGAAAACUGAGGCAGCUAGCAACACCAAGACAGCAGAUUGUUAUUUCCUCUGCCUUAACUGAGAAUGACAAAUAAUACUCCAUGUUGUAUUAUUGGAAGCAGUAAAUGACAGUGAGUAUUGCAUACUAGCACCAGCCUUAGGUGUAGAGAAAAAAUUUCUCAGACCUUGGUAAUUCUGUGCUUAAAGUUGUGGGAACAGUCAUGGCUCCUUCUGGGAGAUAGUACCUCUGAAGUCACUAUCCUUAGGGAGCAUCAUGAGAGGGAGUGAGCUUGUGCAGUGAUUGGCAGGGUAUCCAAAGACAUUUACUAAACUUCUGGACAAGCACCUCUUCAGCAUAACUUGUCCAACUGCCUGAUGAACAAUACAUGCAAACCUGGAGGUUGUUUGGUGUCUCAGGAGUACUUGAAAACAGUACUUUGAUGAGUGAUGCUGUCCCAGAAAUCGACAUGAUUUGUAAUUCAGAGACAUCCCUGCUGCCCUGCUUUAGUGUCAGUGUUGACUUUGUAUUCUGUUGUGUUUGGACCACAUAGACCUGGUCUGUUAUUUCUUCCAACUUCGAACAGCAACCUGCCUCAUUAGGAGUCAAUCUGCUGUACAUUCUGAUAAGAUUGCUGUGGAAAAGCAAAUACCAUCUAAGUUGGAACUUGGCUCUUGAGCUUUAGCUGAGCUCCACAUGAAGCAUAAAAUGUAUUUCUCUGUUUAAGUUAAAAUCAUGGAUUAUCAGGUUUUCAUGGUAAAAUGUUAAGAUCUGGAAACAGGACUCUGUUAUCAUAGAAGUUUUGGCAACUCGGGAAACUAUCUUCAAAAUAUAGUAUAAUGAGAAAAAAUGGAUGAACUUGAGUGUAGCAGAGAGAACUUCACAUAUAAUUGGAUAGAUCUGACCUGCACCAUCGCCUUUGUCUUUUCUGCUCUUUCAGGAGAGACCAAGUUUCUGUGGAAAUUUUUCCCUGGGCAGUUUCACACAGACUGAUAACAUGUCCUCAAUAAAAAGUGAAGAUACAUUUUAUCAUUUCUUCUUUAUGGAGCCACUAGAAUAACUAACACUUAAGGUGUUUGUGCUCAGAUAAUAGGAGAUAGAACAUUUUGUCUCUUGGCUUUUUGGACCAAACUAGGGUCAUUUGGUUGAAGAAUAGAGAUUUUAGAAGCCUCCAUAUAAAGUGUGUGCUUCUUGGUUAACUCUCUUCUUAAUCUUCUCUACUUGGUGCAAGUGGAAAAUGCUCAUUGUUCAGGUUCUCUCACUUCAGCCUGUUUUACUCCAAAACUGUUUGACUACUUUGUUCACCUGUGUCUAAAGUUGAUGUGAAUUUAUGUCACAACUGUUAUGGCUUGGGAUUAAUGGUGCUCUGUCCAGUCAGUUUUUAGGUUCCUCUUGGGUUUGAUGCUGAAUAUUCCCAGCAUAAGGAAGGUUGAUGAAUAUUAUUGAUCAUUUAGUAUGAAUGAUUUUUGGUCAUUUAUAUAAAGAGUUCUAGCUGUGAAUUUUCACAGAGUUGAGAAGACCCUUGGCCUCUUGGAUUUUAAGAGAAAAUCAUACGGAUUCACGAGCUUCUUGAGCUAAUUAAUGAAUUUUAAUUUUGUUUUGGCAAGAUGUGAUCCAGUUUUAAUGGUGGUUUCUGGAAAGUUUCUUAGGUGUUUUGCACCCAGAGCCUGAAGUUGUAGGUGAUUUGUGCAUUGUCAGAUUUAAUUUAAAACUGAUAGCUAGGCAAUGUCACUGAGAAUGCUGUGAAAAAAAACUCAUUACUGUCAUCUAUGCUGACACUAGCAAGGCUGUCCAAGCUAGUUUGACUGAGGGAGCUGCAUGUUUUUGGAAAUAUGCACACUGUUGAGUGAGCAAGUGUCCAGCUGUUGAAAUAGUAAACUCAGUGGGAGAAGGCUGGAGGGGAAAAGGAAGGGAAUCCCUGUUCCUGUCUCAAUAAACAAUGAAAAAAAAAAAACCUUGUGGUUGACAUUUUCCUUUCUAGAGACAGUUAAUGUUAGAAUAUGGGUGGUUUUAUAUUUUUCCCCUUUAUGAUAUUUCUCAACUUCAUAAGUGAGAAUCCUGUCCAAAUAAUACUUCAUCAGUGCAUUUACUCCUCUGGGGGUGGAGGGAAUAAUUUGUCAGUGCUUUCAGUUUGCCCUGACCCUUCCUAGCAAACAAUGGAGAGGCUCUGGACUUAAAGGCAGUGACUUUGCUCUUCAGUUGGUCUACCUUUUUGAGACACUAAUUUUAUUUCAAUUAUUUGGUUUUGUAUUUGACUGUUUCUCUUAGGAGAACAUUUUGUUUCCUGCUCAGUUUGUAACUGGCUAGAAUGUUCCAAAGUCAGCAGUCUAGAGCCCUGGGUGAGGAGUUUGGGUCGUGCUUUAAGUCACUACCACUGCUCUUAGGGACAAAAAACCUUUAGAACUUGGAGUCCUGCCUGUCCCAUGCUGGAGAGCACAAGAACCUUGAUGAGAAUCCUACCAGAAUGCAAUUCUGCUUCUUGGAAAUUAAGAUGCAAUGGAUCAGCUUGAACAGAGGGUAAAUGAGUUUUUUAUGAAUGCAAAGAAAAACAAACCUGAAUGGAGAGAAGAGCAAAUGACAUCAAUCAAAAAAGAUUAUUAUAAGGCUUUGGAAGAUGCAGAUGAAAAAGUACAACUGGCUAAUCAAAUAUACGAUCUGGUAGACCGUCAUUUAAGAAAAUUGGACCAGGAACUCGCUAAAUUUAAAAUGGAACUUGAAGCAGAUAAUGCUGGAAUUACAGAAAUACUAGAGAGACGGUCACUGGAGCUGGAUACACCAGCACAGCCUGUGAAUAACCAUCACUCCCAUUCUCACACUCCAGUAGAGAAAAGGAAACACAAUCCAUCUUCUCACCAUAGUACAACAGAUCAUGUUCCUGAAAAGAAGUUUAAAUCUGAAGCCCUUUUAUCUACCCUGACUUCAGACGCUUCUAAAGAAAAUACACCAGGGUGUCGAAACAGUAAUUCAUCAUCCUCUUCAAACAAUGCAUACAAUACAAACUCUUCUCAACCAUUGGCAUCAUAUAACCUGGGCUCAUUAUCUUCAGGAUCCGGGGCCGGUGCAAUUACCAUGGCAGCAGCUCAAGCAGUGCAAGCCACGGCACAGAUGAAGGAGGGAAGACGAACAUCCAGUCUAAAAGCCAGCUAUGAAGCAUUUAAGAACAACGAUUUUCAGCUUGGAAGAGAAUUUUCAUUGUCCAGAGAUUCAGCUGGAUAUUCAUCAUCAGCUCUGGCAUCUACAUUAACUCAGACGUUAAGUUCAUCAACCACAGAUUCACGAAGUGGUAGAAAAAGCAAAAACAACAACAAAUCCUCAAGUCAGCAAUCCUCAUCAUCAUCAUCUUCUUCCUCUCUAUCAUCAUGUUCUUCUUCAUCUGCACUGGCACAAGAACUGUCUCAGCAAACAGCAGUAAUACCAGAGUCUGAUUCUAAUAGCCAGGUUGAUUGGACCUAUGAUCCCAAUGAGCCACGUUACUGUAUUUGUAAUCAGGUGUCCUAUGGUGAAAUGGUAGGCUGUGAUAACCAAGAUUGCCCUAUUGAGUGGUUCCACUAUGGAUGUGUUGGACUGACAGAAGCACCGAAAGGGAAAUGGUACUGUCCACAGUGUACAGCUGCAAUGAAGAGAAGAGGCAGUAGACAUAAAUAAGUUUCUUCAUCUGGAAAAAAAUUGCAUACUAAAGGUUUUAUAAAGGACUUGGGAGGAGAGGGGCAACUCUCACCACACUUCCUUGCAACCACUGAAGAGUAACAUAGCAAUCAUAGAAUGGUAUGGUUGGAAAGGACUGUAAAGAUCUUCUAGUUCCAGCCCCCAGUCAAAAGAUCUUGAACUAUUGGUUUUGCUAAGUCAUGUUUUAAAAUUGUAGGUAAAUUAUUUACGCACCUUGAUGUGCUACAGAUACUAUUCCAGUGAGCCUUGGAUUGUUCCAGUGGCCAACAUAUGCAGACAUUUGUACUAUCAAACCAUUUUCUCUAAGCAGUGGGCAUUCUACAAUUACUCAAUCUUCCAAAAAUUCCGGUAAGUCAAGAUUUUAAAUGUAUGUUUUAUAUACAACAGAUAUAUUCUGCUGCAUGUACUGUACUCAAGAGCUGUUACGUAACACUAUGUAUAUUAAUAGUGCAAAAAGUCAGUGCUUCUGAAAGGAAAAAGAGACAGUUUUUAAAAUGCCUUUAUAGCUUUGGUUCUUUAUGAAACUUAAUUCAGCAGGCUGAAGAAAAUGGUUCUUGUAUACAGCGGGCUGUUGUCCUUUAGGGUACUUGAGUAUGUAAAAACAAAAAUAAUGCUGUAGAAUAAAACAAACUUGUGCCAUUAGUCUUUAUAUGUUUCUGCUCCAGAGAAGGCGGGGGCCAUAAGAAGAAAAAAAGGUGUUAAAGUGAUGAUAAAUUUUUAUACCAAAUGUGUUUAUUUUUUUGUGCAAGUAAUCCUUUAAAUUUGAAUUGUAUUAGGUGUAAAAUAAAAGAAUCUCAACUCCUCA